This is a messenger RNA of Brassica napus (rape), 1143 nucleotides long. RefSeq names its product protein RADIALIS-like 6. The record is from RefSeq and is a predicted model, not a curated record. Lineage: Eukaryota; Viridiplantae; Streptophyta; Magnoliopsida; Brassicales; Brassicaceae. Bases 637 to 876 code for a protein of 79 amino acids. Gene Ontology annotation, molecular function: DNA-binding transcription factor activity. The transcript has 2 exons.
CACUAUGAUUAUUAUCUACUAAUAUUUUCUUAAAUCUGUCAUUCACAACACGAACUAUAAUAGAUGGCUUACGUUAUCAUAUCGAAAACUGUGAAAUAAUAGAUAUGUAUUAUAAGAAAACAAGUAGUGGAGUACUUAUAUUAAUAUUGCAUCGUGAUAAUUUUGUCUAUAAUAAGUAUAUUAGGCCAAGUUGUUCAACUUACCAACUUCAACCCUACGUUUUAAACUGGUUGUCGAUAUGAUCGUUCGGUUCAAAAAAUUGCAUCAAACGUGGCAAGCUUAUAACAUCAUCAUAUUGAUAUUGCAAUGAAAACAUAAAUAUAUAAAAUUUCCUUCAAAAACUUGAAAUAUCAAUACAUUAUUGUUUAAUUAUUCAGAAGAUAGUAUAUUAGAAAACAUUAAACCAGUGUUACGAUUGACUUUUUGUAGACCACAUAUAUGGACAUUAAUGUGUUACAAAAUGUAUUUUAUAUAAAUUUGACUAGUUAAUGAAAGAAUAAUUUCAUAUAUAAAAAUUGAUAAACUCUCCAACUUGCAGAAUCUAAAAACUCCCUUUGUCUCCUCCUUAUAAGGAGCCCUCCCUUGCCCUUCUUAUAGCAACUUUUUCAUCCACUCUCUCCUCAAAUAAUAUUAUUAAUGGCGUCAAAGACUAGAAGCUCGGGCUCGUCAUGGACGUUCAGACAGAACAAGAUGUUCGAGAGAGCCUUGGCAGUUUACGACAAGGACACACCAGAUCGGUGGCACAAUGUGGCAAACGCAGUCGGAGGGAAAUCUGCAGAGGAAGUUAAGCGUCACUAUGACAUUCUCGUCGAAGAUCUCAUCAGCAUCGAAACUGGUCGUCUCCCUUUGCCCAAUUACAAGACUAAAUCUAACUAAAGAGGCAUCAAUGACCUUGACACGAGGUUAAUGAAGAAUAUGAAGAUAUAAUGAAGUUUAUUGUGAUCAAUUGUAAGGACAAGUAUCACACAUUCUUAAGUCUAUUGAUUUAUGAUUAUGUAUUCUUCUUUCGCUUUCAUAUUUGUCUUUGUUUAAUGUACUAUAAUUGAAGAAUUGAAACUUUGUUGAAGAUUUGAAUUAUGAUAAAUCAACUAGAGAGUAUAAAGGGAACCCGACAAGAAUAUUGUGUUCUCCUAUUUUAGCAAA